Molecule: messenger RNA, 855 nt
Organism: Yarrowia lipolytica CLIB122
Lineage: Eukaryota; Fungi; Ascomycota; Dipodascomycetes; Dipodascales
Source: RefSeq, a predicted model, not a curated record
AUGACGACACAAAAGGGCUUAUUGCAACGCGUCCAGCUGUAUCGAAAGCGCGUGGCUGCUCUUGAAGAGGAGAUACGCAAGCUAGAAAGCUCUCAGAGUGCCGAAAACGACGCUCAGGAGCUCGUACAGCAGCUGCUCACCAGCAACAACGACAAGAUAGAUACUCAGCAACUGGAAGGAGAAAUUGGAGCCCAGCUGAACAAGGAAAUCACCUCGAAUCGCCAAUUACAGACGGCUUUCCAUACCCUGAAAUUGUCGAUUGGCGACUCCUACUGGACGGGUGAAAGUCACCAUGUUUCCAUCAUUCACGUUUCAGGACACUCAUUUCAAUGCCGAGUUGUGCUGACCAAAAGCAUGGAGAAGGUCACCGGACUGCGAGUUGAAGAUGCGGACAUCCCUGUGCUGAAGCCAUUUGUUCAGAGGUGCUGCAACCGCAGAAAUGUCGUCGCAUUGUUUGCAGGAUUGGCUCGGUACGAUGAGCUGUCUAUAGCACGGUACAGAGCCUUUGAUAGUCUGUCGAGCCUUCAGAGCGCGUCCUUUACACCGUCUUAUUCGCUCCCAACUGCCCAAUUCAAAUCUCCCCACGUGACUGUCACUCUAGAAUGGAGAAUCGCCUUCCCCAUGGACAUAGGUAUCCAGGGCAAUGAUAAUGGCGAUUAUGACGACGACGAAGACGAGAACGAACUUAUCAGCAAGAUUAUUAUGCACGCUUACGGCUCGCCAGAGUACCAGAUUCAAGACCAAAAACAGCUGUUGAAACGGGUACCCGUUGUCUUUGACAAGCUCGUGAGGUUGAAGGGAGUUAUUAAAGCUGCUGACAUACUUAUCAGAAGCCUGACCAUGGAUGGAAAGUGA